Messenger RNA from Mizuhopecten yessoensis (Yesso scallop), 2230 nucleotides. RefSeq names its product L-rhamnonate dehydratase-like. Gene Ontology annotation, biological process: carbohydrate catabolic process. Bases 112 to 1392 code for a protein of 426 amino acids. NCBI's taxonomy places the organism in Eukaryota, Metazoa, Mollusca, Bivalvia, Pectinida, Pectinidae. Gene Ontology annotation, molecular function: hydro-lyase activity; magnesium ion binding. The record is from RefSeq and is a predicted model, not a curated record. The transcript has a single exon.
GAUUGCAGUUAUAUAAAGCUAUCUCAAGGCAGUAUUGUCCAGUAACUAGAUACAUCCAAUCUAGUUUGCUACCUCAGUUGCUGAAGAAACACCCCUUCUAUCGCAUGCGCCAUGAGUAGAUCAUUCCCUAGAAUCAAAGCUGUCCGAGCGUACGUAACGGAAGCAAAAGAGGGGGACCAAGGAGCGGACUGUCAUGACGUGGACGAUAAGCACUGGAUCAACGGCUACCCGAACCCCGUUGCCAACCCUAUGUCCGUGUAUCCACAGUACGCGUCAUUCCGGAAGUCAUGGGGAAUCAACGCUCUUGGCACUAUGGUUGUUGAAGUUGAGGCUGAAAACGGCGAGUGUGGGGUUGGAAUCACCAUCGGGGGAGAACCCGGAUGUUACAUUGUAGAGAAGCACCUGAGUCGGUUUGUAGAAGGUCAAGAUCCGCGAAAUGUGGAACUGAUGUGGGACCAAAUGUUCCGUGCCACACUCAACUACGGACGGAAGGGACUUCCAAUCCAAGCCAUCAGCGCCGUAGAUCUAGCCAUUUGGGAUUUAUUAGGCAAACUCCGCGGGGAACCUGUUUAUGCAAUGCUAGGCGGAAAAGUGAAGGAGCGACUUCCGGUUUACUGUACAACGGCACGUCCCGAUAUUGCUCAGAAAUUGGGAUUUGUCGCAUCAAAAAUCCCUUGUCCUUAUGGUCCGACGGCCGGAGAGGAAGGGUUCAAGAAAAAUGUUGAAUUCUUCAAAGGAUGGCGCGAGAAGGUUGGUCCUGAUUUCCCACUCAUGCUGGAUUGUUACAUGGCCUUGACCCCACAAUAUACGGUAAGGCUAGCCAAGGCGCUUGAACCUCUUGGUCUGAAGUGGAUCGAGGAAUUUCUUCCUCCUGACGAUUAUGAAGGAUACGAAGACGUGCGGAAAGCCAUGUUUGGAUCAAAGGUCUUACUUACCACUGGAGAACACGAAUACAGUCGUUAUGGGUACCAGCUUCUUUUGAAAUCCCGAUGUGUGGACAUUUUACAGCCAGAUAUAUCCUGGCUGGGCGGGAUCACCGAGGCUCGCCGUAUGGUUGCCAUGGCAUCCGCUCACAAUGUCAUGGUCAUACCACAUGGUUCAAGUAUCUAUUCCUACCAUCUACAAUACGCCUUCUGUAAUUGUCCAGUAGCAGAAUUUAUCAAUUUGAGUCCCGAGGCUGACAAGAUCGUGCCGUAUUUCGGAGGGUUGUUUCCUGACGAACCCCUUCCCGCCAACGGUUUUAUUGACCUUCCGGAUAAACCCGGAUUUGGCGUGACUUUGUGUAAGGAUAUACUAAGAAGGCCUUACCAGAGGAGUGAAGACGCAAGUCGUAAACAGGCGGAAUUAAACAUUAACUUUAAACCUCCUGAAAAAGCGUGCAUGCCAUUCUAGCUCCAAUUUUCGUGAUUUCUUACGUAUUUGGAGAGGAGUAUUUCCCAGAACAAUCGUGUGGACAGGACACCAAGAAAAGUGUUCUGCCAGAAGUGUGUUUCAUUAUCAAAAUUAACAUUUUGCCAGGUUUACCACAUUUGUGAAAACGUCUUUUCCUUGAUAACAACAUAUUUGAUGGCAGUAACUAGAAAUACUAAAUUCAAAUCAGGUAUCACUUUAUAAGAAAAUAAUGUAGGACAUCUUACAAGCAAUUGGCAACCCUUUUACAAAAUACUGUUUAAAGUGUACCACAAUUAAAGCAUACCAGAUUGAAAAUGAGUUCUUCGGUUGUUUAAUAUUAGCGCAACACAUAUUUGUUGGAUCUUACAUUCGCGUUUUCAUUUCGUUGAUUCAUAGGGUCUGCCUCUAUGGUUUCACAUCUUUGAUUAACCUGAUUCAGUUGUUCCAUCUGUUCCAUGCCCGUGCUACAAACGUUCGUAGAUACUUGUUGUCACUAUUCCAUUGCAAUGAUACACAUUUUCACGGACAGACGAUGUAAAAUUAAUUUAUUCAUCUAGCUCUACUUGUAUUAUCUAUACAAAUACGAAUAUUUAUAUCACAGCGGAAGAUUUCUUCUCAGAGGAAAUCAUAGGAUUACCGUGAGGUAACCGAAACUGUAAAAACAUCCUCUACGAUAAAUUUUGGUAUCUUCAAAUUUCUCUUCUUCUUAGUCACAUUUACAAUGGAUGCAGUGAACCGAACCACUCUAAUAUGACAACUUGCAGUUUGAUUUUACUUUUUUUGGAAGGAUGAAUUGAGCAGCAGUCAUUUAAAUGAAAUGUUUGGGUAUCAAUUAUAC